This is a messenger RNA of Terrapene triunguis (Three-toed box turtle), 5282 nucleotides long. It is a transcript of the gene PPP1R26, whose product is annotated as protein phosphatase 1 regulatory subunit 26. Lineage: Eukaryota; Metazoa; Chordata; Testudines; Emydidae. Gene Ontology annotation, molecular function: protein phosphatase inhibitor activity. The coding region runs from base 195 to 4121 and encodes 1308 amino acids. The transcript is spliced from 4 exons. Gene Ontology annotation, biological process: negative regulation of phosphatase activity. The record is from RefSeq and is a predicted model, not a curated record.
UCUCCUUUAGGAAGGCGAAACUCAGUGUGCCUGGCCAUUCUUGGGCACUGAAGGUACCGUGGCACUGUUUGUGGGCCAUCUACUUUGCAGUGAUCGGACUCUUCAGCUGCUGUUCUCAAAUCCUUUUGCCGAGGAUGGACGAGAGACCAACCUGAAAAACAGUUCUUUUGCGGACUUCUUCAUUGCCUGCUAGAAUGUUUCUUAUGAAUGCCUCUCCUUUGAUAGCUCUGCAGACAAAAUGGGAGUCCUUUGGACAAUCAAGGAGCUGUAGAUACCCUGUUUGCUUCUCUGAAUCUGAAGAGGAUGUUACUAGAGCAUCUGUAAGUGCAAAAGUUCAGAUGAUCAUAAACAACCUGCAAAGUCAAGAGUCUUCCCUGGGUAUGAACAAUGAUUACGACUGUAUUACACAGAAAAAACGAAAGGGAGAAAAAAGGGGUAACAGACUUACAUCUACACAACAGCACACUAAAUAUUCCAAGCGAGGUUGCCCUGCUGAUUCUGAUGGCACAGAAGUGGAAGACAGUUCAGAGUUUGGGACCCUCCUGUUGCAGUCUGAUAGUGACGAUUCUGUUGAUCGAGACAUAGAGGAAGCCAUUCAAGAGUACUUGAAAAAGAAAAGCAAGAGUAUCCAGCCAUUGCCAAGCAAUGCAGAGUGUUCAGAUAGAACAGAUGGAGACAAGAGGGUCAAAAGGGAACUCUCACAGAACAAGGUGACUAGAAAUCUACUCCCUAUGAAAUUUAAAGCUGAAAUGGUGACUGAAGGCUUCAUUUCUGACCACGUGGGAAUUUGUGAAAAGCUACGGUCUGCUUCACCUCUGAGCAUCAGUAGUGAUGACUCUUUUGAACAGAGCAUACAUGCUGAAAUUGUACAGUUCUUGAAUGAAAAGAAACAGCAAGAAACUAAUAAGUGUGUAAUUGUGGAGGAUAAAAACCUAGAACAGAGAGAAACUCAAGUGAAAUCUAUGUUUAAAUGUAACAAAGAAUCAGCUACCAAAGCAAAUCGCAGUACUUUAAAGCAAGGAUGCAAAGCACUCCUCUUAAGGCACCAGCCCAAACUAAGGAAGACCAAUGUACAAUCUAAAUGUUUGAAGUCUAAAAUCAGUGAAGAGCCUAGUGACUUCAGUAGAGGAAACCAGGCACAUUUUAAAAUGACUGCUACUAGCCAACCCUGGGUUGUUGAGCAAAAUAAAGAAGGUGAAGGCAAGAGAAAUUUCUGCAAAACCGAAGGGGAACAAAUAAUUGAAAGCACACACUUAUCUGAUUCAAGUAGCGAUGAUGGUAUCGAAGAAGCCAUUCAGCUUUAUCAGCUGGAGAAAAUCAAGAAAGAGGCAAACCCUACAACAGACUUGCAAAAAGGUGUGGCAGACAUUUCGGCAAGCCUAACAAUUAGCUCAACAAAAUGUGCAUCGGCAGAAGACCAUAAAAAACCCUUAAGCAGCAAAAGGAGAGAGAUGAGUACAAAAUCUACACAAUUUAAAGGCACUGGCAAUGAAUUUAACAAACUGUUUAAGCCGUUGAAAAAAGCCAGAAGUUGUGCAUCUCCAGUAAACAAAAUUGCCAAAUGCGAGCUCACGUUGCAGGCUUCUUGCAGGGCAGACACGUCUGCAGAACUGAUGUGUGCGGAAGCCAUCCUUGACAUUUCCAAAACAAUCAUGCCACCCCAAAUGGGAAGUGAGGACAAAUCAUUUGCAGCAAACCCUUUCUUCUAUCCCCAAAGCAUGCCGUCCUCCCACUGUGAAAGUGACAGCAGCCCUGUGGAUAGCGAUGAUAGCAUAGAGCAAGAAAUCAGGGCUUUUUUGGCUCUCAAGGCACAGUCAGAAAGGCUUGUAACAAAACCUGAUAAUUUGUCCCACUCUGUGCAGAGGCCUUUGUCUUCUGAGCGUAACAGUGUAACUGGUGGCGUUGAACCUUCCCUCCCCAAAACACUGAAUUUAUCGUUGAGUCGUAAAAGGAGACUUAAAGGAGAAAGCAAAGUAGCAAAACAGAGCAUAGACAAUAAAACAGAAGGGAUGGAGAUGGGGUGUACCCAUGCAGGUUAUGGUAAUAGCGCCAAAAUGCCAGUUUUGCAAGAUGGGAGUGGCCUGAGCUGUCAUAGAAAAGCUUGUGAAGCUGGAAGGUCUGGUAACAAAGAAACAAGUCAGCAGCAGAUCUCUACAGAAUUUACUGGGCUUGUUGACAAGCACGUAGCUUUAGACUUCGCAAACAGCUUGAUGCAGGUUCAGAGUAACACAAGAGAACUGAUAAAAAAUACAGUCCAGGCUCAAGAGAGAGAUGGUACAGAUGACAAGAGCAGUUCUCUGGACAGUGAUGAAGAUCUGGAUAGCGCUAUCAAAGACCUCUUAAGGUCCAAGAGGAAACUAAAGAAAAAGUCCAAAGACCAAAAAAUCCAAUGCAAGAAGAAAGUCAGAUUUGGUGACACAGAAACCCAGCUUUUGGAUGAACUCAGUAGCCUCCAGCAAAAGGACUGGAAAUGCCAAAGUUCUAUUCUGCUAAAAAGCUGCCUCUCAAAAUCACGUAAAGAUACUAAGGAAAAUACAGUUAGAAGCCCCCAGAACAAUGUAAAUGGCAGGCUCUCAAAGGGAAGAACAGAAAGCAUAAAGGACUUACCGUUUGCCUUGCAGUUUAAAGAAGAAUGUAAACCUAAACCAGUUUGCAACGAGAAUAACCUGGAGGCAGCUAAAAAUAAAAGAUGUUCUUUGACUGCUACUUCAGCAACAGAUGACAGCAGCUCUGUGGAUAGCGACGACAGCAUCGAACAAGAAAUUAGGAAAUUUUUGGCAGAAAAGGCUAAAGACUCUGCAAGCAGUAUGGAAAUACGGAGGGAUAACUUAACUGCUGACUCAUUGAGAGUUACCAAACCACGUGCAAAUAAAGGAAAAGCAAAGCAUCAGCUAAUUGAAAAUGAGACUAACAUGUUAUCAGGUCAGAGUAAAAAAACUAAAAAGGUAUCUCAUCAAACAGAUGAAUUGAAAAGCUCUCGGAGAACUGUAGGAGAAAGUGCAGUAAUGCAUGAUGGUGGGAAAAGUGCAUCCUACGCAGAGAACGUGUACCUCCAUACUACUCUAGAGUUGAAGGCUGAGCAAGGGACAGUAUGGACUAAAGGUUUAGCUGCUGGUGCUUUGUCUGUAAAAGGAAAUUCAUUAAGUAAAAAGAGUACUAUAGAGCCUAAGCAGAAAAGCCUUUCAUCUACACACAGCAAAGGUGAUGGGUGUAAAUUGCAAAAAUACUUUAAUGCUAAGUCUAAUUCCAAAAGAAAUAGCACCUUUCAGUUAAAAAUUUCAAGCAAAUUUAUAGCUGGUCUAAAGUAUGCUCGCGAUAGAAAGAAAUCUGUGCUUUUAAACAAAAGGCAAAAUGUAGAACUUUCACUUCCCCAUAGCAGCACAUUAAGGACUGAGGUAGCUCUCCCGAAUGUUUGUGCACUUGAACAAAAAAGUGGAGCCUUGGUGCAAAAUGGGGACCUUGGUGGAGAGGGAAAGACGGGAAUAAAAGAAGCCAAUUUUACUCAGAGCCUCAUAAUAGAGGAGACAAGUCUCCGUAUAGCAGAAACCUGUGAAAAACUGGAGGCUGCUCCUUUGCAUGUUAAAACUGAAGCAGAUGAUUACAGAAAGGAUAACACCUUGGGAGACAAACAGAUGUAUUGCAGCUCAGAUUCAAAUCCAGAUCCCCAAUUGCAGGAACCCAUCAUGACAGCAGUAAAUGGUGACAGAGUUAGCGUAGGAACAUUUAUUUUUGAGAGCCAAAACACGUACACUAAGGAAGAGGAAGGAGAGAGCCAGCAAGACAGCAGCAGGCAGGAAGAAAUUAAUGUACCCAACUCUAGUUUGGAAGGGAAAAUGUUAGCCCAGCAAAGUAGAGAAGCUGAUUGUAAAGAGGACCAUGUUCAGGAAACUUUAGACAGAAGUUCAGCAGAAUUUAGUGACCUAGCUGUAGAGGAAUGCACAAGUUCCCUGGUGAAAAGCGAGGUGUCAGAUUUUUCUUUAAGAACCUCUAUUGAUCCUGGAUUGACAAUACAACCUUAUAUAACUUUAUCUCCAACACAGCUAUGUAAAAAUCUUACUUUAAAAAUCCAGAAUGGAAGGAGAGAAUUCCAGGCAAAGAAUUGGAAACAAUGGAGGAAAUGAAGACAUGCCCUGAAGUCCUAGAAGAGAAGUGGUAAAUGAGAAAGCAGAGGGCUGAUUUUUUUUUCUAAAUUACUUCGGUUUUUCUUUGGAAGCCAUGUGAUAGAUAUUGAAAAUAUAAACCCUUUGGGUGAAUUUCAGCCCUUGCUUUAUUAUACUUGUUCAACCGCAUUGACAGGUUAUAAAUGAAGGCAGAAUUCUGCUCGGUAUUUCUGUAUUUGAGAUCACCAAAUAUUGUGUGGUGUAAUAGUGGAACUACACCAUGGGCCUCCUCCAAAAGUCUUUGGGAACUACAAUAGGUUUUAGAUCAGGCACCAUAUAUUUGUAUUUGUUUAUUCUGUGUUCAUGCCUUUAUUAGACUUACUAUUCAGUUUCAUUAUUGAUCUUGUUAACUAGUAAAGUAACCUUGCCUUUCUUGCAUUUUUGAAAACUUCGCCCUGUCAUGCUUGAUCCAUUUGGUUUUAUAAGACAGUAUAAAAAUGAUCCAUGUCAGACUGAAGUUUUCUUAAGAAAAUGUUAUGAAAAAUAUAGGUUGCAGUAUUACCUGGACACAUCUCAUCUAUUAUACCAAAUAUUAUUUUCAGCCAGCUGCUGGAAAUUUUUCAUAGCUUUUAGUUAUAUAUUACCAGUGUGUUGCACUGUUAAACUAGGAUAGUGUCUCCUCCAUAAACAAAGUUCUUGAGACCUAUAAGUGGAAAUACAUUGCACAGUUAGAACUGCAGUGGAGUGUGAGUUAUAUAAAAUGACACAGUUUCAUUGGUUGUAUAACUGCAUUUGUUGCAAUAAAACUUUAGAAAAUAUUUCUCUAGGAUUCAUUGCCCUUGUUUGAAUAAUUCAUUAAGAAAUUAUAGUCUUGAGACAGGAAGGAAUAACAAAUGUUCUACAACAAAUUAGUUAACAAUACUAUUUAAAGGGUUAAUAUCUUUGGGAAAACAUGGAUCUUGAGAUAUCCUGGUCAGAUUCUAAACAACAUAGAAACAAAGAUUCAAAAAUUCAUUCAUCCUUUAGUACCAUGCAGUACAUGAGCCAAGAGUUGAAAGGAUCACUUGUGAUUGAAGAAAAGCCUAUUAAGUAUAUGUAGAUCUUUGUUGUAAGCUAUGUUAACUGAACUACCACUUAAUUAUAAGUAACUAUAUGUUGACUGGAAGGGGUUUAGCAAGGAUU